Fusarium falciforme is the source of this 1809-nucleotide messenger RNA. RefSeq lists its product as hypothetical. Bases 1 to 1809 code for a protein of 602 amino acids. The record is from RefSeq and is a predicted model, not a curated record. The transcript is spliced from 2 exons. NCBI's taxonomy places the organism in Eukaryota, Fungi, Ascomycota, Sordariomycetes, Hypocreales, Nectriaceae.
AUGCGCUUCUCUUCCAUUAUCACCCUGGGUCUCUUGACCACUAGUGUUUCUGCGGUAAGAGGCAGAAGGUUUCGUCGUCAGAAGAAGCCUGAAAACCCUACCGACCCAGGUAUCACACCGAAAUGCACGUUUUAUGAUACAUGGGUUGAUGAUGACCUCGACUGUCUUUUGUGGCUCGAGGACUGGUCUAUUACACCGGAGCAGUUCUCGGAAUAUAACCCGACUAUUGGUGAUAACUGCUCCGGCAUUAAGAUUGGCUACUCCUACUGUGUCGAGAUCAACCACGGCCGUCCUGAAGAGCCCGAGGUGACUUCAACUGAGGACGCUGAGCCUGAGCCCACUGAGGAUUCGAAGCCCAGCCCUACCCAGGAAGGUCUCGUUGAUACGUGCACAUCGUUCUACAAGGCUAAGAAGGGAGAUACUUGUGCAAAGAUCAUCUCUGAGUACAAGACCUUUGACUUCAAAGACUUUUUCAAGUGGAACCCAGCUAUUGAGGAUGACUGCAGUGGUAUCUGGGCCAACACCUGGUACUGCGUUGGUGUUCCUGGAACACCCACUUCUCCUCCAACACGGACGGUUGAGUCUACGGCCAAGCCAACAGGAGAGGAGAAGCCCAGUCCCACACAAGAGGGUCUGAUUGAGAGCUGUACAAGAUUCCAUCCAGCUGCAAAGGGUGACACAUGCGCUAAGAUCGUUUCUACCUUCGGCACUUUUGACUUUGAUACCUUCUUCAAGUGGAAUCCAGCUGUUGGCAAGGACUGCAGCGGUAUCUGGGCGGGCUACUACUAUUGCGUUGGCGUUCCUGGAACCCCUACUGGAAAGCCUUCUGCCACUUCCCCCAAGCCCACGGCCACCGGCGGUGUUGAGACCCCUUCACCUAUUCAAGAGGGCAUUGCAAAGAACUGUAAUAAAUGGCACCCGGUUGCCAAGACUACGACUUGUUCUUCCAUCGAGAACUACUACAAGCUUCCAUUCGCACAGUUCCUGAAAUGGAAUCCAGCUGUUGAAGAGGACUGUAGUGGUCUUUGGGCUGGUUACUGGGUUUGCGUCAGCGUUGAAGGAUAUAAGCCAACUACAACAACAGUCGCCAAGCCCACCACGACCAAACCUGCAAAUGGAAUCAAAACCCCCGAACCUAUUCAAAAUGGUAUGGUCAAGAACUGUGAGAAGUUCCACCAGAUCAAAUCAACCACCACCUGUACUUCUAUUGAGAACUACUACAACCUUCCCUUGGCAACCUUCCUCUCUUGGAACCCUGCUGUCGGUGAGGAUUGCACGCACCUAUUGACCGACUACUGGGUCUGUAUUGCGACUGUCGGUUGGAAGCCUCCUACCAAGACCACCACCAAGGCUCCUGCUACAACAACCAAGGCUUCCAAUGGCAUCAAUACACCUUCGCCAAUUCAGCCUGGCAUGGUCAGCAAUUGUAACAAGUUUCACCCAGUGAAGACGACCACGACUUGUGAUUCGAUUCAGAAUUACUACAAGAUAUCUUUGGCGGACUUCAUCAAGUGGAACCCUGCCGUUGGGUCGAAUUGCAAAGACCUAUGGGCUGACUAUAACGUCUGCGUUGGAGUGUUUGGAGGUACCCCUACGAAGCCAGAUAACGGCGUCAAGACACCUGCACCAAUCCAGUCAGGUAUGGUAAGCAACUGCAAGAAGUUCCAUCAGGUUGCUUCAAAAACAACAUGCGCCUCAAUUCAGAACUAUUACAAGAUUACAAUGGCUCAGCUGGCCAAGUGGAAUCCGGCGGUUGGCACAGGAUGCACUGCACUUUGGCUUAACUAUUGGGUAUGCGUCGGAGUAUAG